Molecule: messenger RNA, 1706 nt
Organism: Adelges cooleyi (spruce gall adelgid)
Lineage: Eukaryota; Metazoa; Arthropoda; Insecta; Hemiptera; Adelgidae
Product: TAR DNA-binding protein 43-like
Exons: 4
Coding region: 220-1392 (390 amino acids)
Biological process (GO): regulation of gene expression
Cellular component (GO): nucleoplasm
Molecular function (GO): RNA binding
Source: RefSeq, a predicted model, not a curated record
UAAUUAAUAAUUGAGAUUUUCCAAUAUUCUAACUAUACUAAUAAUUCUCAUUCGAUAUUUCACAUAAUAUAUUUUUAUAUCAUAAUCUAAAUUAUUCAGUAAGAAUAUUGACGAAGUUUGUUGUUGAGCAAUUAGUUUCAAAUUUCUUAGUGGAUACAACGAUUGUUGUUUCUUGAGUUAUUUCAAAUUCGUUACAACAUUGUAAGCUCAACUGCAAUUAUGUCGUUUGUACAAGUGUCGGAAACAAAUGAUGGCGACAGAGAAAUAGUCGACUUACCUUUGGAGGAAGACGGUACUCUAUUAUUAUCUACCUUGCAUGCUCAGUAUCCAGAUGCAUGUGGUCUCAAAUAUGUUGCUCCGGAUAAUGGCAGGACACGAGCAUUGCGUCUAGCUAAUGACAAACUACAUCCACCCAGUGAGGAAGGGUGGGGUGACAUUGUGUACUUUUGUUCAUUUAAUAAAGAUAAUGGACAGAAGAGAAAAUUGAACGAAGAAUUUGAAAGUGAUGUUGAGCGAGCACCCAAGGAACAGAAGUCUGAGGCGACAUCAACAGCUUGGAAGAAUCGUGAUUUACUUGUACUCGGUUUACCAUGGAAAACGACUGAUGAGGACUUAGAAAGUUACUUUAGUAAAUACGGUGAACUGCGCAUGGCACAAAUUAAAAAAACUGCUGAUGGCCGAUCAAGAGGAUUUGGAUUUAUACGUUUCAAGGAACAAGAGUCACAAGUGCGGUCUAUGUUGGAUUCACAUGUCAUUAAUGGAAGACGAUGUGAAAUAAAAAUUCCUAAUAUAAAGGAUGCAUUUAUAAAUGAAGCUCCAAAAAAAAUAUUUGUAGGACAACUUACUGAAAGUAUUACACAAGAAGAUCUCGAAGAUUACUUUAAGAAAUUUGGAGAUAUUGUAGAAGUUUUUGUACCACGUCCUUUCAAAGGUAUUGCUUUUGUGUCGUUCACCAAAUCUGAUGCUGCUCUCACAGCUCUUGAUCAAGAUCACACUAUUAAAGAUGUUCGACUUAGUGUUUCGGUUGCCAUGCCUAAAGAUAAAGACCAAAGGUUCCGUGGAGGUCGUAGCAGUGGCGGAGGUAGUAAUUAUAAUAGCCGAAUGAGGGGAAGUCGUGAUCAUUAUAGUAGCCGAGGCCAUUAUUAUGAUGAUGGUGGAUGGGAUGAUUAUGACCGUGGUAGCUAUUCUGAUCGUUACAGGGAUAAUCGUUAUGACAGGAAGUCGUACAGUAACGAUCGGUCUUACGGAGUUUGGCGCAAAAAUGACUAUAAUGAUUCAUCUUCUCCGUCUCAAAAUAAAGAUGUAAGCAGCCAAAUCGAUCCAAAUUUAGUUGCUGCAGUUGUAGAAAAAACAGUCAGAGGAGUAAUUGGAAAUAUGAGUAACGUAAUGUAACUAUAAUAUUGUUUAUUUUUUAUUGUGUUUGUAUUUUUUGGAUGUAAAUAUAUUGUGACACUAUUUUUUUUGUAAUUGUCAAUCUGUACUUAAAAGAUAUUCAGAAAAUAUAAAACAAAUUGUACAUAAUAUUUAACUAGCUAUAAAAGAUAAUUGUAAUCCUUAAUGACUGAAUGAUAAAUUAUGACACUUGUUUAAAAAGGUAGCUAAGAAUUUAAGAAAAUUUAGUUUAUAUUAAUUUCAAUUAAUAUGUGUCGAGAAAAAAAUAUUAUGAUAUUAACAUAAAUAAUAUUUACAUGAGUUUUGCUACAUUU